GAAUUUGGCUCGCGCUGCAGUGAGCAUGCGCAGUGCGGCGCGUGCUGCUGCCUUCAGUCAGUGGAGCAGCUGUCCAGGGUUUGGAAUUCCAACAUGGCAGAGGCUGUGGUCAGUCUUCCCUUCACUAACUUGGAAUGGUUUCAAAUCGCGAGCAGCCACGCUUAACCUUUCAGCCGCUCGUACCAGCCGUUCACGUGCACACUUUUACCGGAUCGAUGGUGUUAUAAGCCGUGACGCUGCCCUGUCACCUUCACAGGUAAGUUUUAUUCUUCUGUCUCUCAGUGAUGUUGACAAUUAGAAAGAGAAACGGAGCAGGGCUGUAACGUUACGCACGCGGAGAGGGAGGCUGUGUCGCGCGUCACGGAGCUGCAGCGCAGUCCGUGGUCAGUUAUUCCGCAUUUUCUGAGCCGAAAUUAUUUGUCAGCGCUGUGAGGAAUACUCUAGAAAUACUACCAAGUUCAGGAGAUGUUUGCAUUUAUACGGCUGGAACCUGCCUCUUGAAUAAGUUUGCAGCAUCGUGAAGUUUUUGCAUGUCAGUCUUAAUAAAACUUGCAGCGAUAUCCGCAGGCGGGAGGCUAAUAGAUGGAUUGUCAUUGCGCUCUUAGUGGGACAACUGCUGGCAAGUAAUCUAUUUUAAAAGUAAAGGGAGGGUGUGCAGGGGGGCAUCACGCUGCUUUAGCCUCUUCCUCUAAUAGGCGGCGUGAAGAAUGUGUGUUUUAUGUCAUCCACAGUCUCUCACAUGCUUCCUAUCCUCUUGUUCCAACUCGCGCAAGAAGUGACAGGCUGCAGCCGUGAAUGUGUGCCUCUAUUCCGCGUCUCCAUCCACGGCUAUGUGAAUUUUUUUUCCUUCUCUUUUUCUCAAAAUUUGAAGCCGCAUGUUUGUCCUUAAUUAAACGUCCUGAAUGACCAGCCGAGGACAGAAGAAAGGAGCGUGCGUUUUUUAAACUUGUGAAAUCCGAUAGCUGAGGGAAAAAAGUGCCUGUAAUGAGAAGCAACCUUUGGAAUUCCUCCUCGUGAAAAUUCCGAUUCUGCCUUUUUCCCCCUUCUCCUCUUGUUUUUAGGCUUGAAGACAUGAUCACUAGCACCAGUAUUUAUGGUAUGUCCAUUUUGCAAUUAUCACCAUAUUAUUGUUAUUACAUGUCAUAUUUUAGAUGAGGCUGUAUCACAUAAUGUAAUGUUUUUGUGUGUUUGUGCAUGUUUGGCUCAUCAAAAGUUGAAUUAUUUGGGGUGGAUAUAAUAGUGGUCAUGCUGUCAAGAUUGGGGCACAUUAAAAACUAACCAUAAAUGUGAUUAAUCUUAUAAACACUUGUCAAGGGAAGUAUUUGUAUUUGUUUUUGCUUCCCUUCAUUCUUGAUUUGCUGCUUAACUUUUUCAUUCUUAUUGCACUACUUUCUCAUUUUUGCAUGCACAGCUCUAAUAACUAUAUCAGUGUAUGAAAAAUACAAACAUAUCUCUAACAAUAGCACCAGGUUUCUAUUGGGUAAUAGAUAUGAUUUAAAGAGAGAUUUCAAAUUUUAAAUCCACUUUUUGUGUAGAAAUUUACUUUUUUAUUUUGUUUGGAUUUUGACUCAAUAACUGCCCCUUAAAUAAUCUACUUAUAAUAUUAUUCUUACAGAUUAAAAAAAAAUAUUUAGAAAUGUGUGGCAAAGCUGCAGCUCCAAAUAUCUCAUUAAUGUUAAAAAGAAUAUUUUGCAUCUGUCUUCAUGCCUGCUGUUUAUAUAAAAACAUAAAUUUAAUUUCAGUUCAUGACAUUUUAAUCAAUAACUGUUGAUAUAAAAAAUGAUUUUCAAGUAAAAACAAUAAAACAAAAUUUCACAUCUUGUUACAACUUUAAGAAAUAUUGCAGUUGAUCUUGUCUUACACUUAAUUUAAGAAUAUUUCUGUGUUUUGAUUGAGUUGCUGCUCUGUAAAACAGCUCAAUAAGGACUUGAAAUCUGAUUCCCUCCACAUAAGUCCAACUGCAGCAUCAGAAGUAGCUGUAAACCACUUGUCACACUCUAAAUGUAGCUCAGCAUUAAAAGAGAAAGUCAGGAGAAAGUAACAAGUUGUGUCUUUCUUUUUCCCAAACACGCUUCCCCCAGUAAAACCUUUUCCAACCUGCACUGAACAAUUUACUUAAUUGUGUCCACACAUUUCAUUUGCAUGUUUUGCUUGGAGAGGAAAUUAACCGUCAUCAGCAGUGAGCUGAAGUAUGUUUUCACUCCUCUUCAGAAAAAUAACAGCAUCGCAGCAUCCGUCACUCAGUGGAGAGGAAAAAAAAAUGUACAUUACAGUCACGUUCAUUAUGUUGGAGUGUUUGGUUGUAAUGUGUUUUUGCAAAGUGGGUUUUAAAUGUGUUAGUCAGAGUUUUAUGUGUUUCAUAUUUAGCCCUCCUCGCAUUAAUGUGUGUGGGUAUAUUUACGAGAAAACAUCUGCGGUUUGAGUUAGUCGGAUAUAAACUGGAUCGCAAAUAAUUGUGAGUGAUUCUCUAUCUCUAGAUUUGUGUUCAUAGAAUUAAAGUUACAUUCAAUUUCAAAAGUUAAGAGCCACUUCUCUUUCUUAUGACUAUCUUUCUGCACCCAAAACAACCCCAAAACAUUUUCUCAGAUCUUUUACCUUUAAUAUCCUAAUUAGCAAAUAAGCCAUGCAAGGCUCCAUGUGUGCUCUCCUGCAGCGUGUGAGGUGAUUCUUGCAGGUCCUUAUUUAACCCCACACACCUUCCGCUGUGCAUGGAAAAGCAGCUGACAGCUCUGUUUAUUUCUGAAAGGAGAGCACUUAUGAUAGCUAUCUAAGCUGUCGCACUGACACGAAAUCUCUGUACCGAAUUUGACAACAGAUGCUGACCCCUCCUGUUGUCAUCACCCCUCCUUACCGGGGUGUCACACAUGUUCACACUUUUAAGAGUGACUGUAAAUAAUAGCAAGAAGUUGUGUAGAGGAAACUAAAUAAAUGCGCCCACUUUUUCCCCCAGUGACUUAAAGAUUUAAAAAUAUAGUUGUUAUAUUUAGUUGAUUUAUAUCGAGAGAGGAGUUGCUUGCAGACUGUUGCAAUGACAAGGUUUUCUCCUUAUGGCGCCGUUAGUAUAUCUUCUUUAUUUUAUAGAAUUAUACAAAUUUAUUUAACAAACAUUUUUAAUGUAGGUUUAAAGUCUAAAUGCACAAUUAAAAAAAAAAAGCCACACCAGCUUUUUCUAUUUUCUCUCCUUUUUUUCUCUUUUUUUUUUGAGGUGCACUAUUUUUCUCCAAAAAAAUCCUUGUUCAUGUUUGUCCAAGGUUACAGCUAUUAUUACAUACAGAGAAUUUAUAAGCUAUAGUCAAUUCACUGUCAGGGUUCACUAACACAAACACAAACACAUCCUUUGCACGCGUCUUUUACAAGUCUCUAAACUCUGUAGCUGCAUGAAGAAGAGAAGCUGCUCCAAAUAAUUCGUCUAUAACCUGACCUGUGUGAGACUAUUACGGCUGAUCGCUAAAAUUGACAGCCACACUUGAACCAUUACUACAAGCAGAAUGUGUGUAUGACAGGCCCGGCACUUUCUAUGUGUGCUCUAAUGAUGACAAUUAAAGGCAUCUUCCUGAAUACCGUGAGCCGGUCUCUGUGUAAACACCCCCUGGGAUGUCUGUAGCGCUGCUGUAAAUUGAUGAAAUACUCAUCUUUACUGAUGGAUCAAUUUGUCUGGAACCACAUGAAAAUCCCACUCAGCCCCUUUUGACUGUGUUGUAUUAGAUCAGUGCAGGAUUGUCAUCUUUGAGCAGAUAUGUUAAGUGGUGUCUUUUAUUUGUCAUAUAAAAAGCCAGGGAGUCCCCAAUGGAGGCGGAAGACAUUAGCAAAAGGGACAAAAAAAACCUACAAGUAUUCCACGCUCCCCCUCCCUCCUUUUCCUUUUCCUUUCCUUCUUUUUCUCUCCAUGUGUCUGUCCAUCUUGUAUUCACAUCUCUGUCGUUUCCCUCAUGGCAGCCUGCUAUGUUAUCUUUGUGUGUUUCUCUCUCCGCACUGACAAUUCCUGCACUGAUCUAAGUUGGACUGCAUUAGAAAGUGGAGGCAGCUGUCUGUUGCUAUACUGAGGGACGUGUUUGCUCUACUGCAAAGAUGAAGGACCAUGAAUCCUUGACAUCCUCCCUUUUUCUCCCCCUCCUCCUCCUCCUCCUCCUCCUCCUACCAUCUCAUUUAGACACAGCGACUGUCUGCUCAGACUUGUUUUUUUUUCUUCUUUUCCUCUGAGUGACAGCAUAUGGCAUAGACAUUUUCUAAAAUGCAUGUGCCUACCACUGGCUGCUUGUACUUACCCUUCACAUGUCUGCUAGGUACAGGCCUGAAGUGUUAUUUCUGCCUCUGAAUCAAACAAAAUACACACUCCUCACGCUGCUUCAUAUGGAUUAAAAAAAGAUUACAUGUAGGGAAGCAAGUGGAUAUUUAGCCGUAGAUUUUCUCCUUGAUAUUUCUUGCUUUUAGUUCAGCACGUAUUUUUUAAAUGUAUAGUUUUUUUCUGUAGGAUUUGUGCAUGCAUGUUUUUAUGCAUGGUGUGUGUGCAUGCUCUUUUUGCAUGUAUGCAGGUCUGUAUCUAUUUGUGCAUGCUUUAUUUUUGCAGCACCAUUUUUCUCAAGAUGAAAUGCCCUGUUCUCUUUCUAUAUCCUUUUUUUUAAGACAAAUAUCCCUCACAGACACAUCCUAUAAUCUUAUAAUGAGCCAUACCAUAAUGCACAGGGGGCUUAUAGAGCUUAUAGUGUUCACUAAAUGACUGAUUAUAACAGAAAACAUGUUCAUAAGUCAUGUUUUUAUGGCAGGUUUAUCCAGGCCAAAGCAUAUCAUUUACACAAUGUUGCAUUCACUGCCUUAAACUCCUCGUCCUCCUCCUUCCCAACACAUUGAAACAGGCUUUGUUUCAUCUGAGGUGUCUCUGCACUCAUAAGGAGACGAAGGCAGCGCAGAGCCUGCUGGGGAUUGGCUAGAAUAGACAAUCCCCAGGUGUACUAAACUAGGUUUAGCACUAAGGCUUUUAAUCUGGACUUGUAGGAGAUUCAUGUGCAUUCAUAGAUUUGCCUCGGUAAUUAUCAUACCCCCAGUGGCAGCCGGAGAGAGACGUUUGCCUAAAUCACUGAUGUCCUCAUUACACUGUUUACAUUUUAAUUAGACAUGCUAAAGUCUGUUUUCUUUUUCAAGAGGACAAAAAGAUUUGGAAAUGUGUCUAUCUUUAGUUUGAGAAAGAAACACAACGCCUGGAUUGAUGCCUGGCUAUAAAUUGAUCUCUGUGGGUCUCGCCAAAUAUUUUUUCCAUAGUUCUUGUCUUGUUUAUGUAGUCGUCUUUACACCCCUUGACAAUCAUUGGUAAUGUCUGAUUUUGGCUUGUAUCGCAGUUGCUCUGAUAUCAUAUAAUGGACCAUAUUUGAACAUUAAGACAUUAUGCCAUGUUGUAAAAGUCAGUAUUUGGUUAUAUUAGUUACAGUUUCUUUCAGGCAGUGAAUAAUCAGUCUUUAAGGGCUCUGAUAAAUCUAAUCCACAGUUCCACUACUUUUGAAAUUGCAGACUCUUUGAGGCGUCAUUGUGUGCCUGAGCACUGCUGCUUAUCAUUGAACAACCUUGGUGAAGAGGUGUUUUUGCUGUCCUCCUUCCAAGGUGUUUUUUAUAUAUCAUGCUGUUUGGGAGUUUCAUAUUGUGAGAGAGCCUUUCACAAGGGGAAAAGGGGAACUCAGUAGUUUACUGUGUCUUGUCUUCUGAAACAGCGUCUGACUAAUCUGGCGAUCAAGGCCGCCAUUCUGGUCCAACAGAAGAGCGUUUUAAACCGCCUCUCUUUGUAUGUAGAUUUAAGGUGUUUGAAAUGUAGCUUCUUAAAAGUCAGAUUCUUAAAAUUUGUCUUUGAGCCGACCUCUCCUAAUCAAUAUGACCCAAAAUUAUGAUAACACCAAGAGUGUGUGAUCCAAGCCGCUUUGAUUCAGCAAAAAAAAAUGUUACCGAACCCAAAUUUAAUAAAAGAUAAAAUAGGAAACUGAGAGCAAAAUAAGAAGUUGGGCUUUAAAGUCUGUCAACUGUUUUAUUUUGACAGAGUAUUAGCAUAUAACAGGGUGAAUUAAUACACGCAAUUUAGAGUCAAGACAUAUUUGCUUUAAGCACUAAAGGCUUUCUUUUGACUGCUCUCCAUUGUCUCUGACAUCACAUUUCAUUCUGACUGACUCAAAUUGAUAUUUGAUACAAUUAACUGAGUCAGUAAUCAGAUGAGAUGUGUUUUAGAGAUGUGUUCGUGGUUUUUAACGCAGCGAUUCCUUCAUUCAUCCUGCGUGGAGUCAGGGUGGAUGACAGGUUGGCCCGGUGCCAGGUGCUGGCAGAGGGAGCCUUGAGUGCCAGGGACGGGAGAGGGUGGGCUGAGGUCUGAUGCCUGAUGGUGUAGAGAGUGGAGGGGGGAAGGAGGAGAGGGGCAGGGAGUAGGAGGAGGAGGAUGAAGAGGAUGAGUGGAGGGGAACGGGAGAAGGGGAUGGAGGGGUGCUGCCAUAGAGGUUUAAGGUGUCAGGCUGCAGCGGCGCAGCGGGUGUCUGCAGUGACACUGCGCUGCAAUCACAGAAGUGAGGCAGGAUGAGUGUGUAUUGUGGGGUCCAGAGCCAGGGGUGUUAUGUUGUUGUUAUAGUGACCAGCUGAUUACUGUGGAAAACGCUGCGUUGGUCUACAGAAUACUCCCAAACCAAGCUUUUGUUUCACUGAGGCAGCUGGAGCUCAUGAGGGGGGAGCUGUGAGCCGUUUGCAGACUUAACAUAAAUGACACAAAAAUAAAGCUGAAUUAAAACAUUUCAACCAUCCAAAUUCACAAAGCAGCUCUCCUUUUCCCCUCGUCCAACAGCUGGAGUCUGACUUGCACGGUGUAAGUGAAUAGUCACUAGAAGCCUCGCUGCCUGGCAGGUGGCCUAUUUGACAGUCCCUCUAAGAGUCCACACGGAAUUAGAUUAAUUUAAAUCAGAAAAAUAAGAGUGCAAAAAAGAAAAAAAUGAGCACUCAAGAGUUCAGCAUCAUGGCAGAGCUUUAUGAGGGCUGACACUUCUUUUGUGUUCAUUAUCAGGAAAUCACCUCGGGGAGUCGUGUUGACUUUGCAUGCUCUAAAAUAGCUGGAACAGUGGACUGCCCCGUGAUCGCCUGCUCACUUCCACUUUAAGUAUCUGGGGAGGCAAGGUGGAAAUACCAAACAGAGUUUUUUUUCUUUUUCUUUUUUUUUUUUGUACUGAGAAAAAGCUUAUCAUUGUUCAAACUCCCACUUUUGUAAGAGAAAUCAAACCAUUUGUGCUGUUGUGCUGCAUUUUUCUUAGAUUUAGCUUAGACUCUUGGCCGUUCGGGGCACUUAGACCGCACUUUCUCAUCCCAGUAUUUCCUGCCACUCCUUACUGUCCAAUAAAAUAAAAUCAAAGCCUUGAAGAUUUUUCUUUUUUAAUAAGAGCUCUUAAUCUGUCCGAAAAGCUGCAGUACAUGUGCACUUUUGGUGUAUUUUUCAGCUGAGCGCUGCUGCCAGCUCAUUUGGCCCUCAGUUCAUUUGUGUCCUGGGGUGAAAUAAAGCUGAAAGUUAACUUUUAUAGUUAAAUCACUCUACUUAUUGAAGGGAAAUAAAUCAGCAUUAUGUCAUUUUUGGCACAUUUAUAGGCCUGUUCACAGUUUAUUGUUGCGUUUCCAUACUGUACAGAACAAUAGCGGAUUCAUUUACUGGGAGCGUGAUGUUCCUGCUGUCCAAACCCUGACUGCUCUGCCUCUCCCACAUCUUUAAAUGGAUCCCAUGAGUCUCCAGCUCUGUUGUUUCCAUUAUUCAUUUUUCCAAAACUUCCAUGUAGCAUGUAGAGGCUAGAGGGGUGAAAAAUAAUUUUGCGUCUGGAAAAAAAUAAGGGAGAAAAAAAUGGAUGUGGAGCAAAGUCACUGCUUUAUGCAAAGUGUGCCAUGCCUUGGGAGCACGAUGUGAGCCGGAGUCUACUGUAGGAGGAUUAGGCGGUUUGGGCAAGGGAUGGACUGGAUGUAUGCGUCUGUGUGGGUUCAGUGUGUGUCUGCGUGUCCCUGUCAGUCUGUCAGCUCAGGCCCUAAUGUGGCUCCCUAGAGGUACCUGGGGGAGACCCAUCUAGCACCCAGUCAGCCUCAGCUGGCGGCCAAGUGGUGACAACGGGUUCCCACAGAGAGAGGAAGUGUCAUAGUAUGUAUGUAAACUAGUGACAGAUGACUGGAGACAUGAGGCCUGUAGACACCGAGCCUGAAAGUAAAGCAGUUUUUGCCUCUUAGACUUUCUUUUUUUCCCUCUCUUUCCACUUGAGACUUCAGAGAGCGAGCAUCAGGCUGCAGAAUACAUUGACAACAAGUCAAAGACGUGAAUAAAACGGAUGCAAAUCAUUUGGCAUGAAAAGACAAAUGUUAUGCGAAAAGGUUUUAUUUGCCUUUUGAAAGAGGCUGCAGCAAAGGAGUGAGGAGGGUUUUUUUUAGAGUGCAGAGCUUCAGGCAGCUUUUCUAGGCCACAGGUCAUGUGGGUCAGUGUUACACUCCCUGCAGCCUCACUUCAACCCUCGGUCUGGAAAUAGAACAUGCAACGUCACCCAGCCAGGAGGGAGGUAGAUUCCAGACCUCAGUGGCCACAGGCUGCACAUGUGGAAUCUGCUCGAGUAGUUGACCCCAAAUGUUUGAAACCCAGAAUGCUCCCAGUAGGAUAUUGUUUUUUUUCAUGCAUACCCAAAUGAGCGAGGCUGUCUGAACUGCCUUUAACAAAGUGAAACCACCAUACUUAAGACUCUUCACUGUCAGGCUGUGAGCGAUUCAUCAAGGGACUUUGCUCUAGCCAGAGGCGGAUUUAUUUAACAGUUUGCACAUAACCUGUAAGAGAGGAUAAACACAACAAAUAAACUGAGGAGUUGUUGUUCUUUUUGCAUAUUUCAGCCAGCAACAGGCUGUUUGCCUGCUUCUCUCUUAAAAGUAUUCAUUGAAACGGACGGAGGGGCUGGCACAUGGACGAUAGACAUUCAACCCGAGCACAGGGAAGAAUCGAGCAAGAUUUAGUCUUUAAGAUGUCAUCCAAGAAUCACAAACGUAGAGCGUGGAGCACUUUUUCCAUUACCAAUAAUUCUGUUUUUAAACUUUAAAUCUCUUUAUGGCGAUAAAUCAGAUAUGUGUUUCCCAAAAAGGGGUUUGUUGUGGGAAGAGGCCGUAAAUGUGGCUCACGAAAACAAUAAAAAAUUAUAAACACACACUCACACUCACACACACAUUCACGUUUUCCAGCUUAUUUGCACUAAUGAACCUGGAGUCCUGGCAACAAGUCAGGAGUUUGCAGGGAUCAGAGAAAGACCAUCAGUCAGAGCUGAAGAGGAUGAGAGUUCCCAACGUAACUGUAAACACAUAUUACAUCCUAAUACAAACAUCACACAACCUGUCUUUUCUAACGUCUUGAUUUUUUCAACCUUUUUCUGUGUUUUAAUGCAGCUUGUAAAAGAUGCAGAUACAGAUGUAGUCAAACAUGAUAUCUAGAUUUUAGGCGCCUCAUAUUCUUGCUGUUUUAAUGUGCAGUGAGGAUGUAACGAUCCCAAACAACACAACUAAAUGCUUUGAUGCUUUUGCUUUGUCUUGAUCCACAUUCUUUUGUUUGGUGUCAGACAUGGUGACGACACGUGAGGACUUGUAGUUGAGAAUCUGUCACCUUGUGUCAAAUCUGGGAUGUAACAUAUCAGACAGACAAAGACAGUGAUAGCAAGAAGACUAAUGCACUCAACCAGCAUGAUGCAGCACAUAAUUUGACACCACACUGGGAAGCUUAAGAUAUUGAAUACACAUACAUACGUCUAUAUAUGUCUUUAUAACAUACGCUGGGAUGUGAAACCUCUGUUGUUGUGAGAGUCUCAGCAGUUACAUGAAAAGGAUUUAUGAUGAUUUUCAGGAUUAUUUUCAGUCAGAAAUGGCUCUGUUUCAAAAAUAAGAAAUACAUUUAGUCUUUUUAAACUUUACAGUUCCCAAACUAAAAGAAGAAAAACUGCUAAAUCAAUUAAGAAACAUGAAAAUUUAGAUUUUGCAUUUUUUAUCCUCUCAUAUACAAGAAUUGGUUCAGAUUCACCUUUGAAUGGUAAUUUUUAUCGUAUUGUAUUGUACGGUGUCCUGAGUUGGGGUUUGUUACAUCCUUUUUGCAGUCUGGUAUUAAUGCAUUAAACAUUUGAGUAUUUAGUUAGAGUGUAUGUUUUAAGUCUGGACAACACAGGUAAAACAUGCAAUGUGCGCUGACAAUGUUUAAUAUCACGAUAAUGAUGUGAAGAUAAGAUAUUCCUCAAAUAGUCCCACGGGGGGAAAUUUCAAAAUUACAGCAGCAUAAGUACAGAUACAAAAAGAGAAAAUAAAAAACUUAGAGUUGAAAAGAAAGAUAUGUACAUGAGUCUUAUUUACAUAUGUACAGCAUAAACAUAAAAUAUGAUUUAUUGCACUUCAGUCAAAGUGCUUUAAAUAAAGUACUAUUAGUGAAUUUUCUGUCAGAUGAAGUUUUCUAAGAGUUUCUUCUGUUCUUAUACAUCUAAAAUUAAUCCAAAAAGCAGUUUUGUAAGACAUGAUUGGUUCAGAUCAGUUAUUUGUAGCUGAUAGAUUAAGUCCCAUCACACUGCAUGGAUGUGCUGUAAAAGCAUAGACAGGCUCUAUUUCAGAGGUAAAAUGCUCUAAUGCUAAGCAAACAAAAUUGUUUGUGCUUUUUUCAAUUUUAUUUAAAUAAAUUUCUGUGAUGUGCAAUUAAUAAAAAGUGCAUUUAUAGCACCACCUUAACACAUGUAUUCUUUUAAAUGAGGAGAUUUUUCUCAGCACUUCUUGACAAACAGCAUGGGAACACAUUAACCAGAGCAGCCAGGUUUUUCUCAUCUGUUUUCAGUCAAAUUUUUGGUUAUUUGCUGCAGCAUUGUGGAACAACACUAAUGUGCUCAUCAUUUGAAGAGUAUCAAAUAGGUGUUGGAGUGUUUGUGCACUAAUAUUUGAGCAUUUGUGAGAUGUGACAGUGAACACCUGGCUCUUCUUCCGUACUAUUGGCCGUUUGUAAAGCAGCCUGUGUGUCCAAGUGACACCUCCUGGUCUUUGCUCUCUGUCCAGGGAAGUAAAAAAAUCUAUCAGCACUGAUGGGAUCAUGCUCGAUCAAACAUAUCUGUGCCAACCUGUUUAUAGUGAGCUCCAAAAGUGCUAUUGUUCCGUUCUCCAGUCACAUUUUGAGCACCAGCUGACCCCAGGUUGUGUAUAUUGAUGAGCGGGAUUUGUUUCUUAAUAGAAUUGUGUCUAAUUAAUUAGCUUUUAAUUGGUUGAACUCUGAACAUGCAAAUGCAGCAGAAUGUAGAACAAUGAUGACUUUACAGUGGGUACAGAGCUGCAGAUUGAGGUCGACUCCUGCACACUCGGCUGUUUAUUCUUAUUUCUGGUUUGUGCUGUAAACUCACUUGGUUUAAACUCGCCACAGGAACAGAUUUAAAAAAACCUGAAAGUGCCGGAUCCAUAUAAAGGACCAAGAAAUGUUUAAAUCGCCUCUCUCUCAAUUUCUAUUAAUUAUCUCAUUUAUUUUUCACAAUUGCUCAGUGCCACAGAUUAACCUUUUUUCUUCCCCUCCUUUCAUAAUCUAUUAAGAAAUAGUUUUCGUUGCACGCUCCGUCUUGAUUUCUUGCCUCAUUUCAAUCAAAGCUGUGAACUCUUUGAAGGCUGACACUCUCUCAUCCACCUGCUUCUCACGCUCUCUGUGGACACUGACAGCUCUCAUUGGAACACCUCUGCUGCUUUUACAAAUCACACCGCUGAUGCAACGCCAGUGCUGCCCUGCUGCAACACGCACAGACAGAUACCAGAACAGUGCCAGCAAUUUUAUUCUGAAGAAAAGUACAAUUCCACUUUUGUAGUGUUAAAUUACUAAUUACAGGUGUUUUUUUUUUUUUCCAAACUACAGACAGCUUCUUCAUUUUAUUGUUUUUUUAAAGGGCAGGAGUUUGUGCUGGAAAAUGUAUCAGUUAACAAGAAGAAAACUGCAGUCUUUAAAGCCUGUUUAAUGCCAAAAUUAAAUAUGAAGAAAGCAGAAAAGGGUUUCCCUUUUUAAGGUCCUGUAAAAUUUUCACAUGUCCUGUUUUUUUCUGAUAUGAUGCUUAAAUCAAGAGAAAAACAUGCAAGUUUAAAUUGGAUUAUAUAAAGCAUCAUCCUUUAUGUCAAGUAGGAUGGAUUAAGGAUUAGAUUAUUAAGAAGAGCACCUUAACCCUUGAGAUUAAAACCUGCCAGUCUGGAAAUAGUAACUUGUGUUUGUAUAUCAUUCAUCAGCAGCAAUAAUUAUUGAAAAAAACUGGAAGACAUCUUUUUAAAAUCAAAGCUUUUACCUGCAACAGUGAGUUUCAAAAUCAACCAAUCACUGAUUUUAAGAGGCCAGUUUUCAGCCACGUCUCAUGUCUUAUAUUAAUAGAGUAAUGAAGGCCGAUUCGGAGAAAUACUUUGUCUUCUUCAUAAAUACUGACAUGCUCUUUGCUCAUAGAAAUCAAAAAGGGAAAUAUAGGUUAUUUAAUGAAUAUAAUGUUCUCUUUGAAAGCAGCUAAACUCUGACUUAGAGGCAAGAGAGUCUCUGUAUUUUGAAGUGAUGUCAGUCUGUAUGAGGAGCAUCACCACAGGUAUAACGGCUGCAGCAGGAAAUCUGUAUCAUUUAUGAUUAAGAUUAUGAAUGCAUGUUUAAUUUUAGUGCUCAUGGCCUUCCCCCAAACAAACCUGCAACACAAGAAUCAGCUCACGUCAGUGUGUGACAGCAGAUAAAGAUGCCUUAAUAGUCACUGUAAGUUUAAUUCUCAGUACACUUAAGCUUUUAACAGACUGUGUGCAGUCUUCAGUUGAGUUUCUCUUCUGUAUUCCUGUUUGAGAUUUUGACACAUCGUCUUUAAUUUGAAAAUACUGGCAAGCAAAGGCUUUUAUUGUGAAAAACAAAUCAGCAGUAAAAUGCAUUGUCAUGAUGUUUUUCACAAGUCUGCUUUGUACAUUACUAAGUUUUCAAUAGAAACACACUUAUGCAUGUAAAACCCUUAUCAUGGAGAUUCAAGUCAAACUAGGAAGAGUCAAUCAAGUCUAUGUUUGACAUUAAAGCCUCCGAGUGAAGCUCUGCUAGGGUGCACCCACUAAACAGUGCUGUUAUAACAUUAGUGUACAUAAAACUUGAGGAGGAGAGAACAGGAGUUUUCACCAUGACUGAGCUGCUACGCACUUUCACAGUAAACAUUAACAUCAUCCUUGACACAAGGAGGAGGAGGAGGUGAAGGAGGUGCUGCUCUUUCGUCAGCAAGUGCGGGUCCACCUGGCUCCGCUCUGACACCACAAACAAUGUUACCUACUGUAUGUAUAUCAUAUGAUGAGGGGAUGGUUUUAUCUGUGUUUUUUUCCGCAGCUUAAUAUCUCACUAUGAUCCCUAUGUUGUGAGGCACUGGUGUAAUUCUAUGACCUCUGGGCUGCCUUCAGUCAAGAUAGCCCACACUGACUUUUGCACCGGCUGACUCUUAUUUUGAAAGGCUAGGACUCUUGCUGUACAGAGGCCUAAUUCUCAGCUGAAUUGCAUAUUUCAUUACAUAUUUAAAAUGCUGUUAUUUUGCAAUUCAAUACAAAUGUUUGUGUGCUGUAGUUGCCCACUCACACCAUUAAACUCGGCUCAUAGGUGGUGUUUUAAUUUCUAUUUAACAAAAUUUUGAACAUGAACAACUAUAAUUCCACCGUGCAUCUUCUUAAAAAUAAAUCUUUACUUUAAAAAUAUAUCUGUUAUUUUCCUAUUCCUAUAUCGAAGGGCAGGUUGGCUCAGUAAACUGAUGAUCUGCUAUCCAGCACAUUAUCUCAUUAAACAGAAUAAGCCCGAGACCUGCAUAUACUUCAGAUGUUUCAGUGCGGAUAUAAUCAAAAUCUCAUUUUUCACUCCUAAAGAGACCAUCUUGUUGAAUUCUGAAGAAGUAAAUCCUGCAUUAAGUGGCUUUAGCGGUGAAUAAGUGUUAGAUUAAUCACAUAACAGCCCAGUUUUUACACACCGUCUGAUUGCAAUAUUUCUUGUUGCGAGAGGUCGUAUGAGAUUCCUUGUGUAAACCAAACUUUCUUUUAAAAGCGAAUACUGCAAACCAGCUCUACGGCUCUGCACUGACCAUGCCACCUCAGCUCUUAGAAGCCAUUGUUUGCCAGUGGGCGAACCAAUCUCCUCUACAGCUCUUUCCUUGUAAAAGUUCCCCUUUAUGGCUUCACUACUUCACUUCAGUAACUUUAUUACAGUAUAGCUGAGAGAUUUCUAUUUCAUAUUGACCUAAGAUUGCUUCAGUUGUCUCAUUUCACCUUUUGCCUGGCCUGUGUUGGAGAAAGUGACCUUCUUUGAGACUUGCAGUCGAUAGCAGAGAAUGCUUCAACAGAAAAAGCUGGCGGUGGUUACAGGCAAACAUCCCUUCCCCUUGUUCGCUUGGGUAUUUUCAACUGGAGUUCAAUUUAAACUUUUAAUCAGUUUAAUGGGUGGGAAACAAUAAAUACAACAACAGAUGGCCCUUGCUUUACUGUUGUGUGUUAAACAGAUUUUUGCGUCUGAACUCUGCAGAUAUGUUUGCUUUAAUUCUUGUUAAACUGAAGCAAAUUACUCCCUCCGUUUGUUUGCUCAGAUGUCAUCUAAUUGGAUUUUAGCAUUUAACAGUGAAGAUGUGUUGCUACGUUUUUGUCAUGUACAGCUGCUUACCUGAAAUGCAUCACGAAGCAAACUGCUCUUUGUUAGAUAAAGACUCGUAACAGAGCAGCGAUGUCUGUGUAAAAAGGUUGAAGACGCCACUGGCUGUUUGGUAUUAAAAAAAAAAAAUCAGUCUUUUAUUCCAACCUGUUUCUAAAGAUCAGAGGCUGAAAAAUGAGAUUUUGUUUUCACAGUGUGAUUCCCGUCUUGUCUUAACCAGGCUAACACGGCUGUAGAGUCUAACGGCUGCACGUGUGAAGUAAUCAUGGUUGUGAAACGGACUGGUGAACAAGAUGAUAAGUUAAUUUCCGACAGGGCUUUGGCCUGUUGGUUUGUGAAUCCAGAUGACCUGCUCCUUAGAGACUGAGUCAAGGGUGCUAAAAGAAACCAGACAAUUGCCAAAUUUUGGUGUUUUUUGUUCCUCUUUGAUCAUCUUCCUCGGGGUAACAGGACUUUGGGGAAUAAAGAUGUUAGCAAGUAGCUUUUGGUCAAUGAGCCUUCAUGUAGCAAGGUCACAAUCGGCCUCUCUUCUCUUUUGAAGUGUGUAAGUGAUCCCGAGAGGCAGAGCAGCCUCAAGUUCACAAAGGCUCGUAAAAAGCACUGCCUCUACUGUACAAGUUUCGCCAAGUGCUCCACAAUCCAACGACUUUUAUUCUUUUAACUAACAAGCCAUUUGAGUAUUCAUCAGUAUUAUGCACUACAGAACACUCUGAAGCCUGUCUCCUGUAAUUGUCUUACUUUUAUUCAGUGUACAAGUUCUCCUUGUGUUUGGAGAGCUGUUAGUUUAGCAUGUGUGUGGAUUUAGCUGUACUUAUGGUAGUAAUAGAAGACGUAGCCUCAGGGGCCUCUUGGCCUGAAGAGUCCUGGUUUAAUUAGCAUCAGUGAGACAGAGGAAUGACAGCUCAGAGGAUCCCUCAACCUCCACAUUUUACUGCCUCACACACAAGUAUGAGAAAUACCAGAAAAUGCAUGUUUGCCUCUGCAAAGACUUUACCAUCAGCUCAGCCCAGAACUUAUGUGAGAAUAUCCAGUGCAUAUAUAUCAAACUGAGGACUGUAGUAUAUCUGUGCACACUGACAAUCACUGUACAGUUUGCAGCAUAGUAUGUUGUUUACCUUCAUGGAAAGGAAAGUGUUGACAAAAGAUGCUGUCACUAACAACAGUCUGAGUUUUCUGUAAAUGAUCGAGCAUUUACCCAAAAGGUUGUGCAGUAUAGAAAAAAGAGAAAAGCUCAUGCAAAAAAAAAAGAAACACCAAGGAUAUUGUGUCUUUCAUUGUGUCUUUUGUUCCUCAUCUUGAAUAUAUAGAGUAUUAUAUAUAUUGUCAACAGAUACAAUGAGAAUAACAAAGCCAAAAGCUUCCUUCUUUUCCUAUUUUUCUGUUCAUGUCACUCAGCUGCGACACCAUUGUUGUUUCUAAUUAUUAACUGUUAAAGGCAGGUCAGAAAAAAUGCCACGUUAUUUUCUAUACCAUCCAAGGCGUAGAGUUUCUUAUCAGUCUUUAUGAAACAGGAGCGAUUGUUUGGUUUGUUAGGGACUUUUUUCAGCUCCAGGUUGAUAGACGCUGUGUGUUAGUUUGGUAUUUACUGCAGGAGGAUAGUGUACUGUAUGUGGGAUUGACUCAAAAUAAACAACAAUGCUGGUAUUCACUCCAAUGAAAGGACAUGCCAGCUUUAACCACAGGUCUUUUUCUGGAUUUUGCUGGCUCUUGCAUGCAAGUGAACAUUUUAGAUACGCUUUUUAAAUCAACAGCCUUUUGCUAGUAAACAUUUUUAAGUUGCUUUUGAGCAUAUAAAUUUUAAACUCACUGGGGAGCAGGUUCUCUUUAACAUGAGACAUGCACACUCAAAGAUGGAUGAGACUGGCGUGGUGAGAUAUACUCUUACAUUUAGAGGUGAAACCAUGCAGCUGAGGGCCAUAUUUGUGCCUCAUUUAGGACUACAGCUUGGAUUAUGGGUUUUUCUUACAGUCACCACUUUAGGUUUUCAUAGUUUUAUUUAAAACAAUUCCUUUAGUUAGAAAACAAAGCCUGUUCUGCUUCACUUGAAAAUAGUUGUACUAUAAUGACAUGAUUUAUUUAUUUAACUUUUUUGUCCAUGUGCUCUCUGAGACACAGUUGGCAAAGAGUACGGCGAAGGAGUCAGACCGGGGUCACGUCUGCAGCAGCAGCAGUUUUUACAGGCUGAUCUCAGUGCCUGCACAGAGGGGUGGGAUCUGCUGGGUUGCAUUAACUUAGUAUGCAUGAUGGUGAAGCUUCCUCAUGGAGUUAGUAACAAAAGACAGCAUCCCUCUUUUUAUGUUUUAGGGUAAAAAAAGAUAAAUAUUAGACUUCAUACUCAGAGAUGGAAACAGCACAUACAAAUCUGGAGUAAUUAGACAUGAUGAAAUAUGACAACCUUUAGUGGAUCACUUAAUUAUUCAUUACUGCAAUUAAUCCAGUAACCAUUUAUCACAGGUCAGAUGUUGUUGCACAUAUAUCCUUACAUGACUCUGGUUCUCUGUAGUCCAGCAGAAAUCAUCCUUAACAAAUGAUUUAACAAAUUAUUAAAGAAAAACAAACCGCAAGAGUAGUUCUGUUAUGUUUCAGCUCUUCAAUUCGUAUAAUGCUGCUGUCAGUGAAUACAGUUAUCAGACUCUUCAUCUUGUUAAAUGAGUGCUUUUUGUCCCUGUUUAUCCAAGAGUGCAUCUUUGAAAUCCUUUCAGCUGAAAAACAAAUUCAUAAUACGGAUGCACCGAUCCGAUAUUUGGAAUCGGAUAUCGGCUCAGAUAUUGACAAAUUAACUGGAUCGGAUAUCUGAUGAAUGACACCAAUCCAGCGAUCCGAUCCACAGCCACACAGCGAUUCUGUUUGCUCUAUAUUCUAUGUCUGUCUAUCCUUUUGUACUAAAUGUUUACAUGGAAGUCUUACUUCUUUUUGCUGUGUGCUAAUGUGCAAUUUGUUAAUAAAUAAUAUUAAGUAAAUGUAUAUCUGUGUUAAUUUGUUACCUUUUUUUUAAUAAGGCUAAUGUCAAGCCUGAUGCCUUCACUAACAGUGCAAGGUAUACAGUUCAUUCACUCAACAGUAGUAUUGGGUCGGUAUCGGAUAUCAGCCGAUACGUUAGCCAGGGAUCGUUUUAUAUUGCAAAAAAAAUUGCAUCGGUGUAUCUCUCAUUCCUGAUGUUCAUCUAGUUACAUGAAUGAUCACUUUUAACGUUUUUUUCAAUGUUCAAUCUCAUCUUCUAUUACGUAGAUGUAAUUUGAUUGACUGUUUGUUGAUUUAAUCUUCAUUAAUGUCCGACAUGUUGCCAUAUACAGUUGAUUUAUGUGCCAUUUAUUCAGUCAUAAAGGUACAUGCAGCUACAGCAGUAGGUCAUCAGGUACAUCUCGAACAAUCUUAAACAUGCUGCACAAGAAGCUGUCGGCCUGACUAGAAGGUCAGCUUCAAAGCACAUACUCUAAGUGAGUGUUUGCUCAGUCAUUUUCCCACCGUUUAAGUUCAGAUUGGUACAGAGUCAGCUGUAGUCUGUGUUUUUGGAUCGCAUGGAGAUGUAAUAAUUUGCUUCCACGGGUGGCCAGACUGAAAUGUAUGGGCAGCAGCCCUGGAGAAGACAGUGACUGAGGGAGGCAUAUCUUUUCUAAAUGAGGGGUUAAAUGGCACCCUGCCGCCUAAAGAUUGGAAUUACUGCCACAUGGAGCUCUAAAUUGAGUUUAAAUAGUCUUAACUUGAUAUGUGAGAUGAAUGGAGCUCUGAAGGCGGACCGAUUACCAUUUCACAAUGUGUUGGAAAGUUUUGCCCCUCCCACUCUUGGAGUAACGCGGCUGAAUUUGAAUAUGAAUAUGAGCUUGUUUUUAUUUAUAAACGUAAUUACUGUCUGUCUGCAAUAUUUGCACGCUUGUCAAGUGGAGUGGCCUGUGUGUGCAGAAUAAAAGCAAAAGCUCCCAUAAUUAUGUUUACGUCCAGCAAUGAAAAUCCCAGGGUUGUAAUGAUCAGUAAUUAUAAAUACUUUUCAGCAUGUCUGCGGCCUCAGCUGGGACUAUUGUGCAGUGUGAAGUGCAGAGUUUGUGCAGUUUAAUUAUGACAUUGUACAUGACUAAAUGUACCAGUCUGCUUUGGCACAGCAAAACACUUCCAGCACAUAAUCACGCUCAAGUCUGACUUUAAAGAGCUCAUUACAGUUAGUUUUCUAAAGAGCGGCUUAUUAAACACAGUUACCUAAUAGGCAUCUUUGGUGGUGCAAAUUGGUAAAAAUGGUAAUGAGUCUGAUUAGGCCACAUUUCAAUUACGACAGCUUUCACUUCCCUCUUUUCCCUCUACCCUCCCAUCUUCCCCUCCCCCGUAUUGGAAAGAGAGGAAGGAAAGUCCAGCCCUUUAUGCUUGGGAAUCCUCCUGGAAGGCAUUUUCUCUCCCCUUCUCUCUAUCUCUCCCACUCUCUCUUGCACAUACGUACACUCACGCUCACACAUACAAAAGGGGGAAAAGAAAACGGCUCCGCCACCUCUGUGUUUCCUUUCAGCAGCACAGUAAUGAAUAGAGAACUGUGCAAGCGGCGGUCCAAUUUACGCACUGGGAAAUUGGAUGGACAGAGUGGAGGCCCACUCUUGUUUGCUUAAAAAACGGACCCAGGCUACCAGAUUAAUAGUUCCCAAAAAGGUCAGCAUCUUCUGUUUCAUUGAUGAUCACUGAACCAGAAAUUAAACACCAUGGAGUCGCGUAAGACCAUAGCAUCUCAUGUCAAAAGCAUUUUGGCUCAAACUGGUGUGAAAUAUAUGACAUAAACCAGAUAAAAACUGGAUAAACGCCAGACUUAAAAAAGAUUAUUUCUCUCUAUUAGCAUCAUCUCAAACACACCCAAGAGGUUCAUUCAGACCUAUGAAUUGACAAUCACAAUAGUCCUAACAAAGGCUGUAUUUGUCGGUGGCUGAUAAGGGAAAUCUGAGCUGGAGCCCAGAGGCGAUCUGAAAACACUCCACUAAUGGAGCGCUCUGUAAUUAUACCAUUUCAAAGAAAGACAAAGGAACCUGUGGAUGUUGUAUUAGAGUUUGACAGGCAGGUGGAAUAAAGGACAACAUUUGACGGUGUUUCAAAAGUAAAGGAUCAUUAUGCUAAUGCACUAAUGCUAAUGUGUUCACUCAUGUGCGUUUAUUUAUGUGUUCAUGUUUGUAUGUGUAGAUGUGAAUGGACAAAUUUACUAUCUGUUCCAUUACCCUUGUUAAAAAGAAAAACAAAUAGGUCUAAUUUUUUCACAGAUAUCUGAAUCAUUGAACACUAACAAACAAUAGCACCAAAGACACAUAUAUUGUGGUGUGACUGGGGAUGUGCCAAAAGCAAUAAUCCACCAGGAGCUAAAACUGAAUUUUAGACUGACUUGUCCAAAGGUACGAAAGCUCUCACAAAAUAGUCAAAAAUGAGCACAGCUUAUUAAAAGCUCCUGAGAGGGAUUUUUUGGCAGAUUAUCAAUUAGACUGAUGUUAAAACUCAUGUCUACUUUUAACCUACAAAUGCAAGCAUGACCUAAUUAUGACUUUAUUAUAAUUAUUGAUUCCUAAAAGUGCUGCCAAAGCGCAGGUGUCCAAUUAAGAGAUGAACCGACCACCACGUUUUUUUAUUCAUUUUCUACAGCAGAAAUUCUCAAUCAGCAAUACAUGAGAUGGUGUCAAAAAGCAGAACGAGAUUUUUAAGGGUAAAAUAAAAAAUACAAGAGAUUUGAGGUUUCUCUUAUUAUGUUAAAUGCCACCACCAGCAUUUGGUCCUUUGUGCAGUUUAACAUCCACAUACCUGUGCUGGUUACACACAACCUAACCUCCUUUUUUUACAUCAUAACCCAAGAUGCCAUCUGGGAUGGUUUACAUCCAGAUAGUAGGUUAUUAUGGCAUUACUGAAGUAGUUAUUAAGCAGGGCUACAGCCUCAGUCAGUGGUUGGUGGCUGCAGUACGGUUUAAGCCCAAUAGAAACAUGAAUAAUUCACUUAUUGGAUGAGUUAUUCUGCUAUUCACUAACAAGGGUGAAAAUGUUUAAUCAUGUAGUUACAUCUAUUACAUAAUAUUGAGACUCUUUUGUUAUUUGAAAAGCCCUGCAUCUUUGUGUUUUUCUGCGUAGGUUGUAUAUUAAUAGAAUGGACUUAUUUUACCUGUAGAAAGGUAAAAGCCUCCAAACAGGGUUCAAGUUAUUUUUUGAUAUAGGAAGUAAACGUCUGUUUUAAGCUGUCUUUAUGUAAUCGCCUUGGAUGGUUUCCACUUAAAAAAAAAAAAAAAAAAAACACCUGAUGCUCCGAGAAGAUCUCAAGUACACUUUGCGAGUAGCACUUCUUUGAUUGUCUAAAGUGGUCCAUUGUUUGGAGAGCAUUUAUAAUAAUGGAGCAAACUCACUCAAUAAGCCGUGUGCAACUUUGUUAUUGAAAAAAGCGCCUUGAGUGUUAAUGAACUCAAGUGAAUGAUUUUCAGAAGAAAAAAAAAAUCAUUCUUAUACUUGCUCUGUGGUGUCAAGAAAAGCUGUGAGAGCUGCGAGUUUUUUUUUUUUUUGGCAGGCAAAGCGUUCGUUGCUAUUGCCCAAUACUGUUUUGUUUGUUUGGAAGGGAACAUUUUCUCAGCAGUUAUGUGGAAAAAAAAUAUGUAUUUAACAGUUUGUUAAAAAGGUGUUUUCAUGUAGUUAUUUGACAAGAGGGAUAAAAGUACCAGGUAUGUUUGACAGGCUGCACUGGAAAAAAAUAAUAUUCCUCUUCAAAAGUCUUACUUUCUCUUUGCAACCACCUACAGAGCUAACACAAUGGGCUGACCUAGAAUAUAGUGGGUGGCUCAUCAUUGAAUGCACAUGGGUCUGCUGCAGCAACCAGAGACUUGUUAUUCUCAAGGGUGUCAUUCAUACAUUUUCCUCAGUUCAUGCAAAUGCUUGUAGAAAGGGUUUAGAUUUGCAUGAAAGACAUGGAGUUAUUCUUUUAAUUGUUGCUGUCCUCAUCACUGUCCCCUGUGAUAACAUAUUCUAUUUUCUGUAUGAACCUGUCUCUUCAAGCACAGUAUGGCUAACAUAUUUGCCUGCCUGGGCUUUUUGCCUCGAGCUCUUCUUCUUAAUCAUUAGCUUGGAUGGUUGACAACCAUGUGAGGCAUAGCAUGGAUCCUUUUGACUAAAACCUUGUAAAUUAACACAAUUAGUGCAGCAUCAUCCUGCUAAUUAGCUCCUGGUGUCUAGUGUGGCGGGUGGGCGAAUAGCUGGGAGGGAGUCAGAAGGGAAUCUGCAGACAAACACUGUAUUUGCAAUCUGCCUCUGGACAGUGGCUGUUUGCUGCCUAAAUCCUGUGAUGUGGACUUAACCCACUGGAGUAGAAAGUAUAGCACUGUAGCGCCUGACUUACAAGGGCAUGGAAGUUUAGUUAAGCGCAUGUCUUUUCAUAUCUUCUUGUAGCUUCUGGUGAGAUUAGAGUUGAUUAUAAGACUUUUUUUUAAACUAUGCCUUAUUGUUCUGAGCUGUAAACCCCUUAUAGUGUGAAUUAUUUGGUGGUAAUUUAUCCCUGUUAAUCCCAAGCAGACGGCAGCACGGUUAAAAACCUUUAUUUUCAGAUUGACUGGGAUUUUACAUGAUUAUUUCUGUCAUUCAAACCCUUAAGGCCAUACAGAGAGGCUGAGACAAGCUGCAGAGAAAAAGACAAGUGAAGCAUGUUUUUUUCCCCCCUUCCUUCACUCUGUGGACUGGGAAGCAGUAGGCAGACUGAAUGUGGAUGUAAUUCAUGCUGGGCUGAGAGGUUUGUGUGAUGAAAGCAACAGAGCGCUGCCAAGGAAGAUUGCUUUGCUGCUCUCCUCCAAGCAGAUUUGAAACUGUCUCAGAAUGCCUCAGAUGAGAGUUGGAUUAUAGACUGACCCUCAAUGUCUGUGUCAUUCUGCUCUGUGUUGGGUGGAUUAUACAGUGCUAAGCAGGUAUCUGGUCCAUCAUGCUCAUACUGACCAUGAUGCUUGUUCAGUUAGCAAUGAGUUGAGUUAGGAAUUUACGGUACAUUCUGAAAAUUUAUAUUAUUUCUCUUUUUAUUUGUUAAUUUCUAUCUAUUUGUCACUUAACUAAUUCAUGCAUUGCAGAGAUUUUCUGCUUCAUUUGGUGGCUUUGUAACAUUUCAAAAUGUCUGAGUAGUUUUUUGAACUAUUAUAGCCAAUUAUUUAGUGCCUUCUUUGACAUAUUUCUUCCUUAUGCUGGAUAUUUAGGUCUAAAGAUGCAGUGGACCCCAGAGCACACACAAUGGGCAGAACAACACUUUGACAUCUCAUCCACCACCCGCUCCCCUGCACACAAAGUAGAGGCCUACCGGGGGCACUUACAGCGAACCUACCAGUAUGCGUGGGCCAACGACGACAUCUCCGCACUGACUGCCUCCAAUCUGCUAAAGAAGUAUGCAGAGAAGUACUCUGGGAUCCUAGAGGGCCCAAAUGAAAGAGCCCUGCUGUGUUCCUACUCUGAUAGCACCACCGGACUCAUGAAUGGACGAAAGUCAGAGAAUGAGUCCUGGCAGGAGGGGAUUUACCCAAUGAACUGUGCUCCAGAUGUUAUAUCUGUGAGCAAAGCUGGAAUGACAGCUGCCCUACCCCCUACAGAUGUGUCUGCUAGCAUAGGCAGCUCCCCAGGGGUGGCCAGCAGCUUGUCUGAGCCGAGUUAUUCCAGCAGUAACUGUGGGAGCCACACAGCCACUACUCUUCACUCGGGCCUCCCCUCUCAGGAAUAUACUGCCAGCUACAACGGCUCCUACCUGCACUCUAGCUACAGUGGCCAGAGUACCCCAGCCCUCCCUUCUCCUCACCCCUCCCCUUUGCACAGCGCCGGGCUCUUACAACCCCCUCCCCCGCCUCCUCCCCCUACCUUAGUACCAAGCUACAACGGUGGGUCUCCAAACCUCCCCAACUACAAUUAUCCUCCAACAGGGUAUCCUUCUCAGACUGCUGUUGGCCCUGGUUACAGCCCAGGGGGAGCCCCCCCUCCUUCUGCUUAUCUCCCGUCCGGCAUUGCAGCUCCUACCCCAAUUCCCCCCUCCACGCUGCCUGGCUACACCUACCAGUCCCAUAAUCAUACACCAAUUGCACCAACACCUUUGAAUGGCAGCACAUCCAGCUCAUUAAAACGAAAAGCUUUCUACAUGAGUGGACAUGGAGAUAUGGACUCCAGCUAUGGUAAUUUCAACUACAACCAACAGCGCUCCUCACAGAGCCCAAUGUACAGAAUAGCAGACAGCGUCUCAGACUCAAACAGGGGAAAUGGUUUUGACAGAAACCCUGAGGCUUCAUCUUUGGCGUUUAAGCCAACCAAACAGCCCAUGUCCUCUGAUCAACAUAGAAAAUUUAUGGUUCACUCCGGCAGAGCACUAACACCUCCAUCCUAUGGAUCAACCAAAAGCUCUGUGGGUGAUCUCAGAACUGGUGAGCCCUAUAACAAGUUUGGAUCCCCCAUCAUGAGUGAGCAACCCGAAGAGCACAGACAGCACCUCUCUCACUCCCUAACAGAGCCUGACAUUGGUUCGGCUACCUCGUCCAUCCAUGCUGCAGAGGAACAACUGAAAAACAGUGACUCCAACUUGGUGGAGAUGGUGACCACAGAAAUCCUUCAGCAAGGUCCUCCGGUGGACUGGAGCGACAUCGCUGGUCUUGAAAUGGCCAAAGCUGCCAUGAAAGAGGAGAUACUGUGGCCAAUUCUUAGACCAGAUAUGUUUAGUGGACUUGCAACAUUACCUCGGAGCCUCCUUUUAUUUGGACCUCAGGGAACUGGUAGAACACUUCUUGCCCAGUGCAUGGCCAGCCAAUUGGGCGCUGCCUUCUUGCGACUCAGCGGCUCAGCUCUGGUGACCAAAUGGCUUGCAGAAGGGGACAAGAUAAUCCAGGCUUCCUUCUUGGUCGCCCGUUGUCGCCAACCAGCGGUGGUGUUCAUCAGAGAAGUGGACCUGCUGCUGUCGGCCCAGCUCAGCGAGGAGAGCCCAGUGAACCGCCUCAAAGCUGAGCUCCUCAUGCAGCUCGACAGUAUCCUGACCUCCACUGAGGACCACAUCCUCGUGGUCUGCUCUACUAACAAGCCUGAAGAGAUCCCAGAGUCCCUACGGAGGUACUUUACCAAGCGGUUGCUCAUCCCCUUGCCCGAUGGGACGGCACGACACCAGAUAAUCAGCCAACUGCUCUCACAGCACAACUACUGUCUCAGUGACAAAGAGAUGUCACUACUGGUUCAAAGGACAGAGGGCUUUUCAGGACUGGACGUGACCCAGCUGUGUCAAGAGGCCGUGGUAGGUCCUCUCCAUGGCAUCCCUGGUACAGACCUGUCAAGUAUCCAUCCCACUCAGAUGAGACCCGUCUCCUACCAAGACUUUGAUAAUGUGUUUUGCAAAUUUCGACCAAGCAUAUCACAGAAAGAACUUGACAUGUACACUGAGUGGAAUAAAAUGUUUGGUUGUAGUCAAUGAGGGGGAACCACUGAACACAGUUUCUUUAGUUGAGUACAAAUACAUGUUUGUCCUUCUGGCAACAGAAAAAAACAACCUAUGGUGACACUAGCAUACCAUACAGCAAAGGGGUUUUCCUUACAGGUUUCAGACUGAAGAUCACAGUCCUGACAUGAGGAAUUGGUCAAAGUUAAAUGCUUUAUACGGUGGUUGACAUGAGCUCACUGAAACCACCUGGAGAAAAUGCCCCCUGUUUUUGUAUAUACAUAUAUAUAAAUAUAUAUACAUACUAUUCUGCUGAUCUCGAGAUUUAGUUGCUAUCAAGUGCCUACGGUGGUGCUGUCUAAGUUUUUUUCUUUUUGCCUCACAAUCUUUGUUGGUGACAUGUGCUAAUAUAAAAAGCUUUAAAACAAGACAAAAAACUUGCUUUCUCUUUUCCAUUAGAACGGUGUUCUACAGCGGUGUCUGUUUUGUGCUCUCUGUGAACAGUUGUGGUUAAUUUGAGAUAAAUUACAUUUAUUGACAUAAUUACAGUCAGUCUUCAUUACCAAACACAGGUUUUAUCCGAGUUUAUCCUUGAUUACAAUAACAUUACCGUACUUGGUUGCCGUAAUAGCCUUUCCACUGUAGAUGAAAUCAAAAAAAUCAACCACUACUUUAUGGUGUGACUUCAGUCCAAACAGUACAUUCCCAUGUAAUUGCUGUUGAAUUAUUGUUACAGUAAAUCAGAGUGUUAAAAAUCAUAUACAAUUCUACCAUUAUUUCUUUUGAUGUUCUCUAUUUGAAAACUCAGGAAAGUGAUACUGAUAUGUAUAGUACCUCAUAAGCUUGUGUAAAACACACUACAAGAGCAUUUGGCUUGAAUUUGAAAUUCCAUCUUUAAACAGAGAAAGGCUAUAUAAUACCUCAAAAAGCUUGAGAUGAAAUGUGAAGGUUCCUGUGAUGAAUGUAUGAAAGUAAUUCUGCAUUAUGUACAAGACAAAAAAGUAAUUUGUUUGGGUUUUUUGUGCUUUAGAUUGUGGCGAUGCAAAGCUGCGAGAAAUUCGAGAAAGGUGCAGACAAACAUCUCGGGGUUGAGGAAGACAACCGCCCCGAGCUAUUUCAUUCCAUCCUGCUGCUGCUUUAUCAUUAAUGAAACAUAAGGAUUAUGUAUAGCCUAAGUUCCUUUCUACCUCAGUUUGUUACUUAUCUCUGAAAGAAAAAUUCAAGAAGACAGCAAAAUGUCAGCACCUAUUCUGCUUGUUUGAUGAGGAAACCUUCUGAGAGAACACCAAACUGUGUUUCAUUGUGUGCAAAAUCUAUUAGCUUUACUUUGUGAUAACUAAGAUUUCUCACCACAUAAUGCACUUAAAGGGGAAUACCACUGAGUACCUGGUUUGAGACACACCAUGCCUUUGCCUUAGGUCUGUUUUAGGUAAUAUUCACCAGUAGAUCUUAUUGCAAUUGCUCAUUCGCCCCUGAAUAUAAUACAUCUACAUGUGCAACAGUGUUAGGCAUGCAUUCCCUGCCUUAAAAGCUUUCCUGUCAUUUUAAUAUUUAACCUAGAGCAGAUUUGGUUUGGCUUUAAAUGUGACGUUCAUGAAUUGAGUGGCAUUCCUUUUUAAGCGCAUAUCUUAAAGGCAAGUUGAAAUGUUAUUUUCAUUCUCAUGUUGUCAUUGUCAUGUUUAAAAUGUUGUGUUUACGGUUCAUAUCAAUCACAACAUGCUGCCAUUUAUCAGUAUAUUCCUGCUCAGCAUUGAAAAAUUUGGACUGACAGCAGAAUCAUCGAGUGCAAACAUUAUUGAAUGUAUUACGUCCUCGGAGCAGUAAGGAAAGCAAAGCACUCGCACAAUGAAAAAUGCCACUGAAGUAGAGAGCACUGUAGGUGGAGGUGUGUUAUACUGCAGAGGCACUAAAAGGACCUUGUGUUUGUUUUUCAAAGGAGUUCCCCUCAUGUUUGUUGACUAUUAUUGCACGUUUUUCUUGUUCUGUUUUUAUUAUUGAAAAUGCCGUCUUGUUUUGGUAUCAUUAACUCCUCUAGAGCUGCACUAGGAUGUACCUGGAGGAUCAAAAAAUAAAGAGAAAUUACACAGCAGAAAAAAGCUGGGCGCUAAAUCUCAUACUUGAUUCAUGUUACCUUAUUUGAAAUUAUUACCCGACCUACUAAUCACCUGGCUCUGAUUGGUCGAAACCCUUAUCAUUAACUGUUAAUUGUAGAUAAUAAAAGCAAGACUGGAAGCAACCUCAAAUCAACCUAUGGAAAAGAGUCUGACACACUUAUACAGCUGGUAUUUUUACCCCUCCUCAUUGACAGUUUGACAAAAAAUGAUAAAAGUCUCCAUUAGCAAUGGUAGAGCAGGUGGUGGCUUUUCUAUAUUAAUGUAUUUGAAGCACACUAAAGUAGAUUUAUAAUUAAUAGGAUGUUAAAACACAAGGAGCUGAGUGAAGAAGACAUCCACCAAAUUGAAGAAAUCAGACAUCAAACCUAUAUCUCAGUAGUGAUACUGGACUAGCUGAGUGUCAAGAAAAGGCUAAAAGAAAGUUAUAAAGAGGACCAUGUACAGAUGCUGCUGUAAUUUUCUGCAUCCGUUCAGAUUCGGAUAGAAAAAGGCUAACGCUCUUACUUUACUGUUUACCAUUACUAUCAUCUUUAAUGUGACCUGUAAUAGGUGAGAGAGCUAGUUUGAACUCAUAAGUCAAUAUUAAUGGUCAGUUUAUUUGAUAGUGGCCGGGUAAUAAGCAGGAUACUGUACAAUGAGCUAGUAAUGCCCCUUCAAGGUGGUCUCUCUCUGUGUUGGAAUUCUAUUUCCCAUGACCACCAGCUCAUUAUACAUAAUCCCUAUAAUGUUAUAACAUAUACAGUAUGUGUACGGUAUUUCCAAUGGGUCCACUCAAGGUGACAGUAAUUGGUAAAAAGUUCAGUCAACCCUCCACACCUGGGUUACCCCUGCAGCAGAACUAUUUGUUGAAUAAAAGGUACCUGUAUGUAACUAAUCAGACCACAGCCAAGAAUACGAAUGCAUGUUCUGCUUGUUUUUCUAAGUGUUGUUUGUCAGUUGAGUCCAACCUUAACAAUCCUGAAUCAUUUUUAUUUCAAUGUGGGAUUAGAAGGUUUCAUGUUCACAUCUCCAGGCUUCAUGUUGGACUCUUUGUUUUGACGAACGCUGUACAAAAGUGUUUCGCUUUAACUGCCAGUGCCAAAUCUGUUUUCACAUAAAACUGCACAGCAAGGUUUGAAAAUGAAUCACACUUGAGUUCCACAUGCAUAUCUUUGACGGGAGAACGCUUUUCAAGAAGACUUUUUUUACUGAUUUAAGUGGAAAUGUACAAAAUGAACAGAGAGCUCCUUCUAAUAUUGUGUCAUCUAUUUUUGCACUUAGAGGUGGUAAUUGGGUGAAUCUUUUCUUGAAGCCAAAGUAGAACAGCUUUCUUUUCAAUAUUCUGAAGUGUUUUAAAGACAUGUGAAUUUCAGUGUCCUUAACUUCAGCAAAUUUUUAACACUUUCAUUGGGGAUUCAGUUAUUGUGCGACAUUAUAUGAAAUAUUUUCAAGAAAUGUGACUUCAGUGAAGCAUUUGUGUUCCAGUUUUAUGCACAGUCAUGCAAAUGUGGCUAAUCUGUUAGAAAACGUCACACACACUGGAAUAGAAUAGUUCUCCUUGUCCCAGAUUGCUCACUUAAAACAAUUCAUUUUGCUCAUUGCAAGGAUUUUUCAACAAGAAGGUGAUAAGAAGCCACAAGUGCCGUUAACAAGAGCAGAUUUCACAAGUUUAAGAGGUCGACUGUUCACGGACUUACAGAGAGAUGAUUGUUAAAAAGGGGAAAUUUCCACUCCAUUUAAGUAGUACUUGUAAUCACUCCAUAACAACAGGUCUUUUCAAUUAAUUAGCUUUUUUUAAAAUUGGCAUUAUAGCACAGUGUAACAAAAGGCACAUGGAAAAGAAGUUACGUCUUUUCUCUAAAUUUUGUGAGACCCACAAACAGUUAAACCCCCUGCAGAAGAUAUGAGGCAAACUAUAACGCACUGCUUUGGUAGUUUGUGUAUUGAACAUGCUUUAAGUGUUUGCAGUUAUUAAUCAUAUAGGGGGUGAUGUGAGAAAUAAGAGCCUACAGUCACAAACAACACCUGAGCAGAACCUCUGAUAAGCACAUCGAGUCUCACAGUGACGCCAACUUGUAUUUUUUUCUGUCGGUUUUCUAUCAUUACAUUUUUGCUUAGAACAGCUGAUGACUUUUUAUGUAGUUUUAUUGUCCAGCAGUCUUUAUAACCAUUUCUACCUCAUUGCUACAUAUUGUACAUGUAGUACUUAUGUCCUGUCAUUUUGAAUGUCAUGCAUUUGUGGAUAAAAAUGGAAAAAAAAAAUAAAAAAAAAUAAAACAGGAACAAAAAAAAAAAGAGAAAAAAGAAAGCUUGCCCUUGAAUCUGAGCAGUUUACCUCAAAACGACUGUCUUUACACUGUCAAGUACAAAUCACAGAAAAUAAGGCACCUUGAGGGCAAAUAUGAAGUGAACCUGCACAUACUGACGUACAGUUUAUAUCAUGGUUUGAUUCAGUUGUGUUCUGCGUGGGGCUCCUACAAAAGGUCACCAAUGCAAAUCCAUUUCCUAAACAGUAACAAAUUGCUUUAACCCUAUGUUAAUAUUGUAGUGCGCAUGUUAAUGUGUAUGUAUGUGCACUUGCAAGUGUGAAGGGAUUACACUACGAAAUGGAAAUCUGACUUUUUACUUUUCAUAUCCAUGUACAGAGAAUAAACUUGCACAUAGCUGUACCUAUUGUACAUUUGCUAAUGAUAUACAGCAUACAUACAAAAAAUGCAGCCACAUACAUGUUUAUAUGUGUGUAUGUAUUGCCAUACUUACAGUACAGUCGAUUUAAAUGUAUUUUAAUUUCAAGGUACAUAAAAGUUAUUGAAAUACUGAAUAAAGAUGUUUUCUUUUUUUCCUGAAAACUGGAUGCAUUUUGUACCUUUACUUGAUUAAAUUUGCAAUGGUGUGAUGAUUGCAGCCUGUGCUAUUUCCAUUACAAGCUUCUUGUGUAAGCAG
Messenger RNA from Xyrichtys novacula (pearly razorfish), 30025 nucleotides. The record is from the annotation of a GenBank genome assembly. Lineage: Eukaryota; Metazoa; Chordata; Actinopteri; Labriformes; Labridae.